Molecule: messenger RNA, 1933 nt
Organism: Phyllopteryx taeniolatus (common seadragon)
Lineage: Eukaryota; Metazoa; Chordata; Actinopteri; Syngnathiformes; Syngnathidae
Gene: naf1
Product: nuclear assembly factor 1 homolog (S. cerevisiae)
Exons: 9
Coding region: 499-1620 (373 amino acids)
Biological process (GO): pseudouridine synthesis; box H/ACA snoRNP assembly; ribosome biogenesis
Cellular component (GO): sno(s)RNA-containing ribonucleoprotein complex
Molecular function (GO): RNA binding
Source: RefSeq, a predicted model, not a curated record
CGUUCAGAGAGCGUUGUUUGAGUGCGCCGUUCGAUUAUUCAGAGCACCACACUCCGGGAGUGCCGAAGUGCCUUCCCGCCACUCUGACUGAGGAGUCAAAGCGGUCAGGCAGGACGGGAUGUUUCCAGGCAGAACUGACACAUUCGAUAUGGCGCACGCACUGACGUCAAUGGCCAACACGCUUCUUCGUAAAUUCAUCGAAAAUGGAGCGCGCUGUGCCUCUCUCAGUGCGCAGUGAGAGGAUCAGAUUGAAUUUCCAAAUUCCCUAGGGUGCGUUCCAGAAAGUACUGCAGCGCCGCUCUGCUACACUCGGGACCCUGCGGAUCACGCGCACGCCAAUAAGAGUAAAAUUAGGAUGUCUUAAUGCAUUUCCGAACGCACCCCUAGUAGUCGUGCUUGCGAAAAAGAAGAAGAAGAAGCAGCAGCAGCAGAAGAAGAAGCAGCAGCAGCAGAAGAAGAACCAGAAGAAGAAGAAGAAGAGUUUUUCCACGUGAAAAGAUGGACAAAAUGCUUCUGAAAAAGAACCGACAAAUGGAACAAUCCCCUCCUGAGAUGGACAUGAUCUUUCAACUGGAAACUCCAGUUAUAUCACACAGUGUAGACACACAAGAGCAUCCAGAGUCACGUGAACAUGCACCUACAGUGUCAGCUGUACCAUCCUUGGUCAAUGGGUGUAGCAAGGGGGGCUUUGGUGGUGAAGUUUCACAAGAUUCCGAUAGUGACAGCUCCUCUUCAUCCUCCUCUUCUUCAUCUGCCCCAAUGUUUGAAAAUGCUGCUGAUGAUGAGGGUUUAAGCCAAGCAGUUCCCUUUAAAACAAAAGAUGAAAUUUUUCUUGAGGAUUUGCCAGCGGUGGAGGAACUGACUGUGUCACUACCAGAUGAUGUGGAACUAAUGCCAGUAGGAACAGUAUCUAGUAUCAUACACCAGCUCGUAAUAAUCGAGUCUGUGGAAGAUUCACCACCUUUGACUGAUGACAGCAUCAUCUUUGGAUCUGAUCGACUAGCUCUGGGCAAGGUUUUUGAAGUCUUCGGUCCUGUAUCCAGACCUCUAUAUGUCUUGCGAUUUAACUCUCCUGAUGAGCUGAGCAGUAAGGGGCUGACACUUGGACUGGUUGUUUAUUAUGCACCAGAUAUGAAAGAGUACACUGGAUACAUCCUCCUACAACAGCUUAAACUUUUAAAGGGCUCAGAUGCAUCCUGGAAAAAUGAUCAAGAACCACCAGAAGAGGCUUUAGACUAUAGUGACGACGAGAAGGAGCAGCAAGCUAAGAGGAGAGUGAAAAACCGCAAAAAGAAACACAACAGCACAGAAAGUCUUACACUGGACACUCUGCAGCCUCACCAUGUAACAUCAAGACAUACAGGGGCUCUGAUCAGGGACCAUAAUGUAAACGACAACCAACCACCAUUUUGUCACUCACAUCAGCUACCCCUGCACACAAAUGUUUCUUCCGGGUUCCAUGCUCCUCCCUACCUUUAUCCACCCCAUCCUCCUUCCCCACUCACCUUCCCUCCCUACCCACCUCCAUCAUUCUUUAGUCCAUCAUACGCCUCUCAAUUCUGGCAACCACACUCUGUCCCAUUUUCAAAACUUCCUCCUCCUCCUCCUCCUCCUCAGUGAAAUCCAACACACACUAGACUACCUAUACUAAGGCUGCAUUGCAGUAGUUAUUGUAGUUUAUAUAUAUAUAUAUAUAUAUAUAUAUAUAUAUAUAUAUAUAUAUAUAUAUAUAUAUAUACACACACACACACAUAAGAAUUGUGAAGUGCCACGUUUUUUCUUAAACAGUUCUAAACUGCAACUGACGGAUUUGAACAAAAAAGAUAAUGUGUGAAUACGGCCCUUUUUCUAUGACUAUAAAUGAGAUGUGAAUUGUUCUUCUGUUAAUAGCUGAUAAAUUUUUUUCUGAAUGAAAUUUAUUUGACUCAAGAAC